CCCUUGCACCAUCCCCCCCCCCCCCCCCCCGCCCGGUCUCUCUCUCUCUCUCUCUCUCUCUCUCUAGAUGGAGAACUCAAACCCUAUUAUUGCCUCGACAGGCACUGAACCUCAAGAGGAGAGCGGAUGGACGUCUUACUUUGAAGAUUUCUUAGCAACACAGAGAAGCAGAGAAGAUCAACAUAGCACUGCUUCUUUCUCUGAUCAGGAGAGUUUUUGCAGCCCUUCUUUGGUUUCCGAUGCUGCUUCUUGCGCUCCUCUGAAAACCGAGAAUCGCAAUCAAGUCCCGUCGUGUUCUCCGGUUACGGAAGACAGCCGGCCGGUAACGACGAUGCACAAGACAGCCAGUUUCAAGAAAGUUACAAGAACAGAAGAGAUUUCCCGUGAUGAUUCCUUGGAGGAUACUGCUAGUUCUCCUGCUAACAGCCCCAAGGUUAGUAGCUUGAAAGAGAUGGAUAUCAUAAAUCCCAGAAAGAGAGAAGAUAAUAAUGGAGUUGAUAUUAGCAAUUCUCUGGGGAAAGGAGGUGGCUCUGAUUGUUGUACAGAAUUAAUUCCGACGGAAGGGGGGAACGAGAUGACUAUUGAAGGAUAUACAGAGCUGAACAGGAGAGGGUUGUGCUUGGUUCCAUUGUCCAUUUUACUCAACUAUCUUGGUUAAUCUCUCUCUCUCUCUCUCUCUCUCUCUCUCUCUCUCUCUCUCUCUCUCUCUCUCUCUCCUGAGGCAAGGCUCUUGUACAUGUAAAGAGAAACCUGUGAUUAUAUUGAUUCCCAUCAUUUAUGAAAUUGAUCAAAUACCCAUUAAUUAA
Rhododendron vialii is the source of this 806-nucleotide messenger RNA. Its product is annotated as vascular-related unknown protein 1. Lineage: Eukaryota; Viridiplantae; Streptophyta; Magnoliopsida; Ericales; Ericaceae. The coding region runs from base 68 to 658 and encodes 196 amino acids. Gene Ontology annotation, biological process: xylem development. The record is from RefSeq and is a predicted model, not a curated record. The transcript is spliced from 3 exons.